AUGGACCAGCAGGAAACUUCAGCGAACCCUGAUGAAGAAAUCGAAUUCCUGGAGGAUGAUUUUGAGGAAGUUGUAGACUUUGGCGAUGAAGGUGACAACGGUGAAGGUAUAUAAAAAUGCACGUGGGAAUGAUCUAAGAAAUGCCCUUAAAAUCAAUAGAUUGUUGUCAUCAUUUUUGUCGAUUGUCGGUAUAUAUAGAAACAAAAUAUUCGCAUUUCAUACCAGUAGUAGUGCAUAUUAUGUCACGCGCUCGCCCUCUAGCGCUGAGUGUAUAUUAGUAGGAGAAAUAAAAUGAAAAAAUUAAUUAUUACUAAUUAAAGUGGAUGAAACAGAUAGGCCUUUCUUAUAGCUUGUAUGUUUUGUUUUCGAAAUGGGAAAACAAAACACACAAGUUUGAUUUGUGAGAAAAAUCCCUUUGCAAGAAAAUGUUGACCUGAAGUUAUCAUUAUCAUUUUGGCCAUUGAUUCUCACAGUCUCGUUGAGCUCAUAUUCAGUGUAAAAAAAAAUGAGCUGACGUAAAACAGGAGUCAAAACAUCAGAGGCUAGGGAAAACAAGUAAAAAAAUCCCUUUAUACACAGAUGAUGAGAGACUUUAUAACCAACUAAAUCAUCAACAUCAUUCUUAUUGUUAUCCUUGUAAUCAACCACGUACAUUCAUAUAUACUGCUAAUCAUCACCAUCAUCACGGUCAUCAUUAUCAUCAUCAUCAUCAUAACAAUAAUAAUCAACUUUAUUUAACGAGGGUAACACGGGACAGUACUUCAACUGAUGGCCCUCAAACUAAAAUUAUAAAACAAAAAUUAAGUAACAAAAUACAUAUCGUUAAAUCAUCGUCUACAUCAUUAUUAUCCUCAUUGAUGUAUUUCAUUUUAUUAUAUUGUCAUUAUCUUUACUUUUAUCAUAACUAUUGUUAUUUUCCAGUAAAUUUUAUUUAUUUUUCAUCAGAUGGACUGGCCAUUGGGAUAGAAGAUGUUGACGUCGGCGAUGAAGGGGAUGCAAAUGGUGACAUGGAUGCAAAAGAUGAAAAAGAUGAUGCGGAAUUGUGCUACAUGAAGCAUACAGGUAAUACAUAUAACAUUAACAUGUAGUAAACUACAUGAAAUUUGUCCACUUUUCAGUUAUAAAUGAGCAGAAUGGCAGGUGAGGGAACUCCCCAGUUUCUGCUCUGCUCCCUGUAUAUUUACGCUUUGGCUGGAUUGAUUUGCUCUCCUUCAUGACAUUAAAGAGGGACUGUUCUAGAGUUCAUGAUUCAUGAUGGUUCAUGAUUUCUUUUUCUUUUUCUCAUUAAAAAAUAAUUAAAAAAUGGAUGGGGAACAAGUUUUUGACUUUGCUCAAGUUAAAAUAUUUAUUUUUUAACCUACCAUGAAUUAAAAAAAAAAAACAGUUAUAAUGCAUGCAUUUAUUCAGCUAUGAACAUUUUUAUUAUAGCUGAUUUUUUUGUUAUGUCAAUGUUGUUAUCAGCUUCAGUAUUCUCAGUGUCACUGGACCCAGUUAACAAUUCUAUGGCAGUUACUGGUGGCGAAGAUGACAAGGCAUAUGUUUGGAGAAUACAAGAUGGAGAGACGCAUAUGGAAUGUCUUGGUAGGUUUUGAUAAAGUGGAGGACGUUAUGAGUGUUGAAGUAAGUCAGCAAAUACUGCCAUGCUCUGUCAAAAAAACUCAAAUACUUUAAUACAAUGCUACAAUUAAUUAAAUGACUAAAACAACUAACUACACCAUAUAAGAAAUUAUUUAAAAUGUAACUGCAAAUAAAUUCCAGCUUUCCAAAAUGAAAGCUAGCCUCAUUUCAGAUAGGAGCAAGCAAAAUACUGUAUUAUCAGCAUACUGCACACUGGCAACACACCCUCUCCCCCACUAAACAUUUGAUAAAUAGAAGUUUCUCUUGUCUUUUUUUGUCAUAAAGGUCACAAGGACUCUGUGACUUGCACAGCAUUCAGCCACGAUUCUAAGUUUGUUGCCACUGGAGACAUGAGUGGUCUGAUCUUAGUCUGGGAUGUUGCAACAAAAAAGCAAGUUUGGAACUUUGAAACCACAGAUCUAGAGGUACAAUUUAAAACUUAUAUGUACAGUUGCUGUUGAACUGUACGUAAAUCUAUAAAGGACACACUGAGGAGUGAGGGAGGACCUACAAGCUGACCAAUGUAAAGCAGAACCUCAUUUUAUGAUAAAUUACAUACUAUAUUCUUCACUGAGUAUAACCAACCUGUGUUCGGUCUAUGUUUACUUUAAACCCAACUAAGAUUACUUAAUCUUUGGAUCUUAAAUUUGGUUUUGCAACAAUGCUUAAAUAUGUUUAUUUUGGUGUGACUCCGAUACAGCAGUACUGCAAGAUGUAUGUAAUGUGAUGUAGUAUUUCCACCAUUUUCAUCAAUAUAGCUGACUUCUUGUUUUAUGUACAUGUAGUAUUAGUAGAAGUCAUCAUCAUCAUUGUUAUUGUCAUCCUUAUCAUCGCCAUUAUUUGGAUGUUUGGUGAUUUAAAUAUUAGGGGGACUUGUCUUAUAUUAGUGCAAGAUAUAAAAGGAAGAAAUAUUUACAUACGAAACAGCACUGUCACAAUAAAUAAUGAUUCCUUCUGAAGCCUGAACUCCUGUGAAGUUGUAUAAUAUUUUAUUCAUAAAUAGAAGUUAAACCUAAACAAGUAGAAGAAGAUAGAUAAUAUUUAAACUUAAGUUGUUAUUUCUGCUUUUCAGUGGUUGGAGUGGCACAAGGAAGCACAUGUAUUGCUUUCUGGAACAGUCGAUGGUAGUGUGUGGAUGUGGAAAGUACCCAGUGGAGAUUGCAAGACUUUUCAGAGUCAUGGAUGCAGAUCAACUUGUGGAGUACUCAUGAAAGAUGGUACAGGAAUAUUUUAUUAUUAUUUUUUAUUUAAUCACUUCUACCAUAUGAGGUGGAACACAGCAGAACAGGGUUCUAAUUUAAGCAUGUUCUUACAGAGAACCCACCCAGCCCAGAAGAGGUUGGCCACACCACCGGGGUAUACACUCCUACUCUAUUCGAACAGUGGUGUGAUUUCUUUUACAUCACUCAAGAAUCAGAUAAGUGAAAGUGCUGUGAGACGGGACCUAUGGUUUUUCAUCCUUGUUCGAGAAGACUGGAAAGUCUAACCAUUUGCAGAAGUCGUUGCAAAGGCAACAAUUUCUCCUCAGUUAUUUUAAAGACCGUGAGUGCUGGUCCAGCCGGGGUUUGAACCCGCGACCACCCUCUCAACAGAGGGGUGCUCUCCCAACUGAGCUAACCAGGCGGCAGUUUCUGAAAAUUAAAAUUUUAGACAUACCCCCUGGAACAGUGAUAGAGUACUAGUAUAGUAGAGAGACCCUGAUAGGGUAAAACUCCGACAAGCGACAUGACCUUGAAACAAUGACAUAAGACAGAUGAAAUGGCAACGAACAAAUUUCAUACAAAUUACCGUUUUGAUAACUUCAUCCCUAGGUAAGAGAGCUACUGUAGGAUAUGAGGAUGGCAGCCUUAAACUUUGGGAUUUGCGACAAGGAAUUCAUACCUUCCAUCUAUCAGGUAACUAUAGAAACUUUAAUCAGUAACAUUGGUAUUGACAGUAACGUUCUGGAAUUGAGAUUUAGCAUAGCAUUAACUCUUACUUUACUUUGAGCAUGUUUUUAUUUAAGUCAAGGCAUACACUGGACAUUGACACCUGUAAUGAUAUACAGUCGACUCUCUCUUAACGUACACCUCUAUAAGACGGACACCUCUGUAAAACAGACACCUAGAGUUGGUCUCUGCCUUUCUUUACUCAUUUUAUUUAACUCUUUAUAAUACGGACUUCUCUCUAAGAUGGACACUUAGAACCGGUCACAAAGGUGUCUGUGUUAGAAAGAGUUGACUGUAGUUAUUAUCUGACAUUCGUUAAUGUUGAUAUCUCAGACAUGGACACUAAUGAUAAGGAUGACAGUUAUGCUGACAUUGUCAUGAACAUCACCAACAGAGUCCUCAUAAUGUUACUGUCAUCCUCAUCAUCUGUCAACAUCACCAUCAUCAUCUCUCAUCAUCACUCAUCGCUCAUCAUCAUCAUCAUUAUCAUCAUCAUGGUCAUUGUCCACUCCCUAUAUCCACUUUGUUUGACAUUAACAGACGUUGACAUUGACAUGUACAGUUACACAUUAUCAUAUCCUAAAUACAGUCAACUCUCUCUAAGACGGACACCUUUGGGACUGGCACAAAGUGUCCAUCUUAGAGAGUGGUCCGUCUUAUAGAGAGUCAAAUAAAAGGAGUAAAGAAAGGCAGGGACCAACUCUAAGUGUCCGUUUUACAGAGGUGUCCGUCUUAUAGAGGUGUCCGUUAAGAGAGAAUCAACUGUAUGGGUUUUCUAUGAAUCAAACAAUAAUGUAACUUUGUAGAUGGGACUGCACAUCAGGGAUCAAUAACUUGCAUAGAUGGAAACCGAGAUAACGUGCUUGUAGCAACAGGAUCAGAAGACUCUACUGUCAAAAUAGUGAACACCAACACUGGCAAGGUAACUUAUAAACAGGUCACAGAAAAAAAUCGCUGAGAACAAAAUGUCUUAAAAUCACUUAACAUUCAUGGUACACAUAGGAAAUGUUUCUGGUAAAUGGUACAUUUAUGUAUUUCUAAACUCGGCAUUGAAUCACAACUUUUUUGCAUGGAUCAGGAUUGGCAGAAUGGAGAGUAACUGUUGAACUGUUGUGAGUAGAAGUGGAAACUUCUUAAUGAUCACUUUGUUAUUUUGCCCAGCAAGAAAAAUAGUUUUUGAAGCUUACAUGAAUCAUGUGCAAUUUUCUUAUCAAUUGUUUUUCAAAACAUAUAGGUUUUAAGUACAUUAGCUGCUGGAUUUCAAGAAAAUGGCAAUGGAGAUUCUCCACCCUCCAUUGAAGCUGUUGGAUUCUCUCCUCAGUAAGACAGUAACUUUAAUCAUAUAGCCUCAUUUUUACCUAAUGUUUCAGCAAGAGGUUGUACAUUUUUUCAGUCAACUCUUUGACUCCCAAAGGUGACCAACAUACUUUACUGAAAUUUUUGCCACAGUAACUCAACAUGGUGACAGAGAAUGAAACAGGACUUUCAUCCCAGUUGAUAUCAACCCCUAAAACAUCCAGCCCAUGCAAGGUUGUACCUCAACAAUCUCCUCUUAUCAAAAUAUACUCAUGAUCAUGAGAGAAGGUUACAAGAAUUAUCACCAAAGAGAAAAAUUAAUGGUUUGAUCUUUUAUCAAAAUCUUUCAAAUAAUUCUUUAAGGAAAUGUAUGGAGGUCAGAAUGGAGAAUUUGUAUGUAGAUAUUAGGGCUUACAACUCCCACUGGAGUCUGUGUUAUAAAGAGUUGACUGUAAUCAAGGAAAAGCCACGUGCAAGCUCCUACUACAUCUUCACAGGUAUCCCACUUACCUAAGUGCCAAUAACCUGUAGAGGACCUUUAAUAGACUGCUUCUUUGCCCCACACUCAUGACAUUCUGGUGAUCAAAUCUUUCAUGUUUAUCUUCACCAGCAUUCUAUAUUUUAGGCCAAAUAUUUAAUUAGUUCACCCCAUUAUUUUAGUCACAGACAGCCCAUUUUUUCACACCAUUCUCGCACAGACAAACCACUAAGCCAAGUUUACACGAUGUUUCUUCAUAGUCAACCCAUGCUGGCAACUGCAUCCUUGAGUGGAGUACUUGGAGUGUGGGAUUUAUCAUCAAACAGACUGCGACAACAAUGUAAACACCCUGUAAGUACAGUGAAAUGUGUUACAUGUGUUUCUUGAGGAGAAUAUUAAAUACCACAACAGGAAAGCAGAUGGCAAGCAUACCCAUCUCUUUUGUGUAAGAGUCCCCCUCUAGAGUGAUCAAUUCAUCUAAGUUUUAUUAUUUUUUAAAUGUUACAGGGUGGAAUAGUUCGGCUCAAGUGGGACUCAGCAGCACCUCUUAUAUACACAGGCUGCCUGGAUGGAAUCAUCAGACUGUGGGACAGUCGGUCUGGAAACUGUGAAAGAGAGUGGUAUGGACAUAGUGGAGAGAUCCUAGAUCUUGCUGUAGCAAGGUAGGUUAAUAUUAUUACAGUUUAUUUUAUGGUUACAAUAGUACACACACGCUGAUUGGUGUUUUCUUGUGAUGACCGGGCAUUAUUUUCUUCUAAUGACCGCGCAUUACCAGCUAGGUGUCCAAGGCAUAUACAAUCUGUGUUUAGGGUGAUACUAGACAUCCUUAUGGACAUCCAUGUUAUGGUCAAUUGACAGCUGUCAAAAAGGGUAUCCACUGACCAGUGUCACCUGUCUGUAUCACGGGCUCAAGUGUACAACUCAUUGAUGUGACGUAUUUUUUAAAGUUAUCUGCUGACCAAUAUUGUUGGUUUUAAUUGAUCGCAGGCUCAGGUCCUUAAUAAAAAGGCCAUAUAAUAAAAAACUUAUUAACUUAGUCUGUUUGGUCAUUACAGGGAAAUCUCAGAAGAUGAGUCCCAGGACUCACCAUAACUAUUUGUAACAAAAACACUGCUUUGCUACUAGCAUGAGUACACUACAACAUCGGAAAUUAUUUCUUGUUGCAGAGAUGGAAACUUUCUGGUAACAGGAUCUGGGGAUGGUACAGCAAGAGUGUUCACAGUACAAACGCCAGGGAGAUGAUUAGUAAAAUUAAAGUAGCAAACUUCGUUGAUUCGCAAGGGAAGAAAGCGGCUUACAAUCCGAAAUCGUGAUUUUCAAACCGCUAGUUGGACCAUUAAUAUUUUAUAAAGUCAUCUAUACUACUUGAUAAACAUAUAAAAGACAAAUUGUUUACAUGUAAAGCUACGUACAAACGGACGCAACAACUCCCAACAACACGCAACAACUCUCAACAACACACAACAACACGCAACAACUCUCAACAACGCGCAACAACACGCAGCAACUCUCAAUAACACACAACAACACGCAACAACUCUCAACAACACGCAACAGGGUGUGCAAAUGGACGCAGCCAUCAACAAGGAUACGUCCGUUUGCACGGGGCUAUGUUCGGUGGCAAAGAGUCGCGACUGUUCACAAUUUUAGCGAUAUCUGAUCGACAGGCAAGUCUGGCUGUUUGAGGCUCUUUUCCCUGCAAAUUUCUGCAAAUAUUCGUGAAUCCGCAAUGCUUUCGUAUAACUCGGUUUCAAAGUAUUGGCUAGCUUUAAAAUUUACUGAAGUAUUUGACUAUUCUCAAGGUUAACUAAUUGUGGAAUAAGUCUACUUUUGGUCGAAGACCAAAACAGCAAAUGUUUGUAAAAUCAUGUAAACGGGGGGGGGGGUGCUUACUAGUUGAGCCCGCGCUAAACUGUAAGCUCUUCAACCCCGCAGCUGGGUCUGUUAUAUGGCAUGAUAUUUUUCCAUCUCACACAAGUAGCUUUUUGGAAAAGAGGAUAAAGUUGUCGUGUACAUGUGAUCAGCUGUUACUGAACCUUAGGAGAUCUUGAGCGCAUUGGGUCAUUGAUUUAAACGGAGUUUAGCUAGUGUUAACGUUAACACCGUAUCUGCUACAGCUGGUAAGGUGUGAAAAUAGAUUGAUGUCGCUCAACAGAAGGACGAAACAACUGAAAAAUAAAAAAAUAUUUCUUUAAUAUGAUCCGUUAUUGAAGCAGAACUUUUACAACUGAACACUUCCAAAUUAC
Molecule: messenger RNA, 7565 nt
Organism: Porites lobata
Lineage: Eukaryota; Metazoa; Cnidaria; Anthozoa; Scleractinia; Poritidae
Source: the annotation of a GenBank genome assembly